CGCACUCCCGGGAAACCUACCACGGCGUCCGAUACUACCCGUCGCCGGCGGCGGGGAGUCCAGCAGGAUCUACGAGACUGAAGCGUCUCUCCGUCACUCACUUCUCCUGUUACCGCCUCAUCGCCAUCCACGCUACGCGGGCUCUCCCGGCUCCAAUCCCCCACCGCCGCUCUUCCUCCUUUCCCGGAGCUUCCUGGUUCGGCCCUACACCGUUCCCCGCGGCCCCGCCUUCCCCUAAGGCCCUAACCCGAGGCCGGUGGCGCCCCACGGCCUAGUCGGCUAGUCCCAGCAAGCCAGCGUCCGAUCCCACCCGUCUCGGGCGGCGGGGAGCAAGCGCACUGCAGCUCCAAUUCGGUUGCGACUUCUUUCAAGCUGAUAGUGUGCUCUUAUGGCUAAUUUUGGAGGCAGUGGAGGCGACCUGGAACGAAUCAUCCAUGGUCGCCAGAUUGUCUUCGCGGCAAGAAGCAAAUAUGAUGCAAAAAUGUGGACCUGUGGCUGUGGGUGGGAGAAUUUUCCUACAAGAUAUCUUUUGUUCGAUCUUCCUGCUUGGAGAUGCCGCAUUUGUUUAGCACCUUUCACAGGAAAUGUUGAUUUUUCUAUGGCUGACAUUAAGGUGAAUGGAAUUCCAUUGAUUCAGAUGAUUAAGGAUCAAAGAACUGAGCCUGAAUGCAUUGCUUUUGCAAUUGCUCACUUAAUUGAGAUAAUUCAUCGCCUCGAGUGCAUUCUCAAGAAAGAGUACCUAGGCAUUUGGAAUUCUACCUUAGAUACUAGACCUCUGGUUGAGAUAUACAAAUAUGAGUGUCCCAUGAUGUCUGAAGAAUUCCCGCCUUACUACAAUGUUGGCUUGCAUAAAUUACUAUACCUGUGUCAACAUAUUAGGAAUCAAGGCAUCUCAUUCAAGACUGGCAAGCACUAUAGGAUUGAGAAAAUGUCCACUAUAUAUAUUGGUGACUAUGAGUGGAUGUGCGAGGAGAUUGCAGAUGGAAAUCCACUUCUCGUCAACUUCAUUCCUGGACAGCAAUUUGGAGGUUUAGAGUACUGCAGAAUCUACAAGUCUAUUGGUCCUGCCAAGAUGGCUGUAGAUGCUAGCGGGGACUACACUGGUCAUCUGGCUGUUUUGGUGGGAGGCAUAUCCAAUGGUACUGAGAAAGGUUUCUGGGUUCUCAAUUCGCACUCUGAGUUAUGGUGUCCUAGAUUCACUCCGCCAAGUAUUCCAAGAAGUAUAUGGAAUGCUGUCUCAGAUCUCACACGGUUUUUCCAACAAGAAUCAAGGGCUGGCAGAGGUGGCAUUUUCAAGCUAAACAGUGACAAUAUAGUAUGGAAUGCCAUAAAAUUCUCUAGAAGUGACGAUGCAGAACCUGUGGGUAGUAUGAUCAGAAAUGAGGAUCUGUAUACCAAGGCUGCAAGUGGCAGCGGUGAAUGUGAUGCAGCUUCAGUCUCGCCUUUUCUUUACGAUGUCGUUGUUGGCUCACACUUCAAUAGAAGAUUGAGGGCUGAUCAAAAGGAAGAAGAGACAUUGAGUCUAUUCGAUCAUCUUCCGUUUAUCGACUUCCCUGCAAUGCCUUCACCACCCUGUUUUUCUCGUCGUAUCCAGGCCAAAAAGAUACUUGAGACUUUUCACUCUCUGCCCUUCUCUUUCUACACUUCAUCACCUUCCGAGGAAGAAACAUUGAGUCUGUUCAAUAAUCUUCCAUUUAGCAACUUCCCUACAAUGCCUUCUCCACCCUGUUCUUCUCGUCGUAUCGAGGCUAAAAAGAUACUUGAGACAUUUCAGUCUCUCCCCUUCUCUUUCCACACUACAUCACCUUCCGUAAUGGCUUCUCUGCAAUGACUACAUCCUAUUUUUCCUGCUGUACCGAGCUUCCACGUGCUACGGAUAGUACCCAACAAAACAAUAAACAUUAAGAGAAAGCGAUUAAUUUCCCUUUGCUGAAAACUCAAUCAUCAACUCUUUCUGAUACCCCAAGGGACAGCUUUAAGAAAAGUGAUAGUUUUUUCUGAAUGGAUGAGCAAAGAACUUGCUGAAGUAGAUGGUUCCCAAAUAAAGUCCAGUUGUAGAUUGUAUUUGAACAGCGCAGAUUCUGACAAUAUCAUUGGAGCACUGAUUUAAACAAAAAAAUAAGUUCAUUGAUGAUGAACAAUGAUUCGUGGUCUGAGUUACUAAAAUUGGCUGAUGAUAAUGUGGAUUAGUUUCUUGAAAAUUGUAUCAAAGACAAGCUGCAUAUCUAGCUUCUCGAUAAAGCAGGAGAUGGUGGCAAAGGUCCCAGUGUGUUAGAUGAGGACAGAAAGCGUGUUUUUCAUUUGGCGGCUGCUCUGGAAUAUGAUUGGGCAAUACUGGCAGCAGUAACUGGUGUUGUAAUUAGCUUUGGCAGAUACAAGAGGCCUGAUUUCACUUCGGGAAGCACACCAGCUGAUCUUGCAUCAUUUAAUGGGUAUAAGGGAGUUUCUGGUUUCCUGCCGAGUUUUCCUUAACAAGCCAUCUCCAGACCCUCAAUCUAAAGAAAGCCAUGGGAAGCAAUGUAUCAAAAAUAUCUGUCUACCUGGUAUCAGAGAUGUUACGAAGGAGUGUCUCACCAUUGGCAGAUGAAGCUCUUUAAGCUGGAUCAAUGGGAGAUUCACUAGGUACUGCGUGGAACGCUGCCCAAGCUGCUGCUCGCAUAAGCUGCUUGCUAGAGAAUCGUGGACAGUGUAUGCCAUUCCAGAGUAGAAGCAUGGACAGCAGUAAAAUGUGUGCAAGGACUUGGGUCCUGGGUUGCCACUCAUGAAGCCAGAAUGUUACCACUACUUUGGACCAUUGCUGAAUGAGGACAAGGAGGAGCAGCUAACAACAGAGGAUCAGAAGGAGAGGAAAAUCAUGAAACUCCUGCUCAAGGUUAAUAACGGCACAUCCUGCAGCGAAAGGCAGCACUUCUGCAGCUCACAAACAAAGCUCAAGGUUAAGAAUUUGGUGCCGGUCUUCUCUCCUCUGUUCAACAAAAUCUUGCCAUUGCUCAUGCACUUGAGCACUAGUAGCGGCAUCUCCUGGUGAAGAUCAUUGAUAGGGUGCUGUAUAAACAGGAUGAGCUGGUUCCUCCAUUUGUGCACAAUAUUCUGAUAGUUACCAAACCGGCAGGGAGAUUAUCUCAAAUCUAAGGCAAAGCUGCUGGUCCUGCUACAAUGAUUGCCGCCAUGAGAUGGAUAUUGGUAACAGUGAUGAGUAUGUGAGGAAUACAACUGCUAGGGCAUUCAGUGUGGUGGCUUCUGCUUUGGGCAUCCCUGCCCUCCUCCCAUUUUUGACGGCUGUCUGUCAGAGUAAGAAGUCCUGGUAAGCUCGGCACACUGUUAUCAAGAUUGUUCAACAGAUUGCUAUUCUCAUGGGCUGUGUUGUUCUACCUCACCAUAAGAACCUAGUUGGGAUCAUUGAGCAUGGUAUAAGUGAUGAGAACCAGAAAGUAUGGACAAUCACCCUAUGGUAUAGGAAGUUUUGGUAGCGUGUUGAAGCCUCUCUGGAAGGUUUUCAGAUCUCACUGCGGAAAGGUCCUUGCUGCCUUCUUUAAGGCUAUUGGCUUCAUCAUCUCUCCUAUGGAUGCUCUGUAUUCCAGUUACGAAAUGAAGGAGGUGAUGCAAGUCCUGAUUCGGGAAUUCCGAUCACCAGAUGAAGAGACAAAGAAGAUUGUCCUUAAUGCUGUUAAACAGUGUCAGUACAGAGGGUGUAAGGCUUAUUAUAUCCAUAGUGACAUCCUUCCAGAACUCUUCAAACACUUCUGGGUUAGGCGAAUGGCUCUAGAUCGUAGGAAGCAACUUGUGCAAACAACUGUAGAGAUGGCAAAUAAGGUGGCAGUUACUGGUAUCGUUGAUAAGAUUGUCGAGGAUCUAAAAGAUGAAAGUGAGCCUUACAGUAGAAUGGUGAUGGAAUUAAUUUAGAAGUUGGUGGCUAAUUUGGGUGCCUAAGAUAUUGAUCCUCGUCUAGAGGAGCUGCUUAUUGAUGACAUCCUUUAUGCUUUCCGAAAGCAGACAAGUGAUGAUGCAAAUGUCAUGCUUAAUGGUUUUGGAGAUUUUGUAAAUGCACUUGUCCAGAGGGUCAAGCCUUACCUUCCUCAUGUAUGUGGUAUCAUCAAGUGGCGGUUGAACAACAAGAGUGCAAAAGUUAGCCAGCAGGCUGCUGAUUUGAUCUCAAGGAUAGUCAUUGUGAUGAAGCAGGCAAGGAGGAGCAGCUUAUUGGUCACUUUGGUGUUGUGCUGUAUGAGUGCUUGGGAGAGGAGUAUCCUGAGGUGGAGUUCUAUUCUCAGAGCUUUGAAAGCUAUCCUGAGGUGCUGAGUUCAAUUCUCGGAGCUUUGAAAGCUAUUGUGAAUGUUAUUGCCAUGGGCAAUAUGACACCGCAUAUCAAAGAUCUUCCUCGGCUAACCCCCACCUUGAAGAAUAGACACAAGAAGGUCCAACAGAACUGCAUUGAUCUAGUUGGUAGGAUUGCUGAGCGUAGAGCAGAGUUACCAGCUAGGAGUGGACGGGAUUUGUUUUGAGCUGCUGCAAUGUUGAAGGCACGCAAGGAGGGCUGUGAACACAUUUGGUUAUGUUACGAAGGCAAUUGGGGUGCAGGAUGUGUUGACCACUCUGUUGAAUAACUUGAAGGUGCAGGAGUGGCAGAACCGUGUUCACACCACUGUAGCAACUGCUAUUGUUGCUGAAACUUGCUUGCCUUUUACAGUUUUGCCUGCCCUCAUGAAUGAGUACCGGGUUCUAGAGCUCAAUGUCCAGAAUGGUGUUUUGGAAUCUCUCUCAUUCCUCUUUGAGUAUAUUGAUGAGAUGCGCGAAGAUUCCCUCUUCACAGGCAGACUGCUGCAUCUACUGUUAAACAUAUGACUCUAGGAGUUUCGCUUGGGCUGCGAGGAUGCUCUUGUCUAUUUGCUUAACUAUGUCUGGCCCAAUAUAUUUGAGACCUCUCCCCAUGUCAUAAAUUCUGUCAUGGAGGCUAUUGAGGGGAUGAGAGUUGCUCUAGGUGCAGCUGUGGUUCUAAAUUAUUGUCUCCAAGGCCUUUCCCAUCCAGCAAGGACGUGAAGUAUAUUGGAAGAUCUACAACUCGCUAUAUAUUGGUGCACAAGAUGCACUUGUUGCUUCUUAUCCCGCGCUAGGUGAUGACACAUGUUGAUCACAAGAAACUUAAUGAGUAUCUUCAUGAUAACAAAAGUGGGAGAGCGUAUGGGCCCGUUAAGGCUGUUUUGCAUACCGUUGAGUUUCAAAAAGGGGGUCUUCCGCACGUGCACGCUCAUUUGGUUGGACCGAGAAAAAAACAACACGGCAGGGCUGCUGUUGGGAGGCCAUUGAUGAACCUGCUGCAAUACCACCGUCCAGGACACGAUUGACCAUGUGAAGGCAGCAUGGAACAAUGUCUCUUUUGCCUACAGAGAUUGCUCGUUUUGCCAGUCAGAAAUAUUGCCUUAUUGUUUCUAUAUCAUCAAAUGAGCGCAGCUAAGGCUUGUAAGUGUGUUCAAUCCUGUCAGCUUGGAAGGAAAGAAGUGACCUCUUCUCUUAUCUGGUGACGAGAGACUGAGGGGUUCGUGUCAAAGCCCUGAACCUGCACUGUCGUUAACUGAAGACAUUCAGCUGCUGUCAACAACGCUAUUCAUCUUCAGAGGAUGGACAGUCAGGAUCAGCGGAUACCCCUUUGCUAGCAUCGGGCGGCUACGCUCCAGUUUAGGUUUCAAACUGUUGCAGACUUGGAUUCUGCCCGAAUAAUUUGUAAUUUGAACCUAUGAAAUUCUCAGCUCUUCUGUUUAUUUAUUAAACCAGGGAGAGAGAGGGUGGUUGGGCGGUGCGAUAUGUGAAAACUCUGAUUUCCUUA
Lolium rigidum is the source of this 5818-nucleotide messenger RNA. RefSeq lists its product as uncharacterized. The record is from RefSeq and is a predicted model, not a curated record. Lineage: Eukaryota; Viridiplantae; Streptophyta; Magnoliopsida; Poales; Poaceae. The coding region runs from base 389 to 1831 and encodes 480 amino acids. The transcript has 14 exons.